This is a messenger RNA of Crotalus tigris (Tiger rattlesnake), 5038 nucleotides long. RefSeq names its product calcium dependent secretion activator 2 (gene CADPS2). The transcript has 30 exons. The record is from RefSeq and is a predicted model, not a curated record. Gene Ontology annotation, biological process: dense core granule exocytosis; positive regulation of exocytosis; synaptic vesicle exocytosis. Bases 146 to 4060 code for a protein of 1304 amino acids. Gene Ontology annotation, cellular component: glutamatergic synapse. Lineage: Eukaryota; Metazoa; Chordata; Lepidosauria; Squamata; Viperidae.
UCUGCUGGCUGGCUCGUAGGAAAUAGUCGGGCGUGGAAGCUCGACGUGUCCGGAAAGGUGUCCGCUUGUUUGGCUCCAGACGCGUCAGCUUCGCGGCGGUGCCCUUCUGUUCAGUCCUGCGAAAGGUGCGCUCCGCCCGGGCACCAUGCUCGACCCGUCCUCCAGCGAGGAAGAGUCCGACGAGGUGCUCGAGGAAGAGAGGCGGGACCUGUUGGGGGUGUCCGGCGGGAGCGGCCCCUCGAACAGCUCCCCGCGAGCCCUCCCGGCUGCUAGCCGGGACUCCGGACGCCAGGGCAGCGGUGGCGGCGUGGCGACCCGGCCCGUGAGCCCCAGCCCUUCGCUGCGGAGCGAAGGCAAAGAAGAGCAAGAGCGGUUCCAGGAAGAGGAGAGGGAGAAGCGGCUCCGGCUGCAGCUUUACGUCUUCAUCGUGAGGUGCAUCGCCUAUCCGUUUAACGCCAAGCAGCCAACAGACAUGGCCCGGCGGCAGCAGAAGCUGAACAAACAACAACUACAAGUGGUGAAAGAGCGGUUCCAGGCAUUUCUAAAUGGAGAGACACAGAUUGUGGCUGACGAAGCUUUUUGCAAUGCAGUUCGAAGUUACUAUGAAGUUUUCCUCAAGAGUGACCGAGUUGCUAGAAUGGUCCACUGUGGCGGAUGCUCAGCAAAUGAUUUCAGAGAUAUUUUUAAGAAGAACAUAGAAAAAAGAGUCCGGAGCUUGCCUGAGAUAGAUGGAUUAAGCAAAGAGACUGUGCUAAGUUCUUGGAUAGCCAAAUAUGAUGCUAUUUACAGGGGAGAAGAGGAUCUGUACAAACAGUCCAACAGGAUGGCUUUAAGUGCUGUAUCUGAACUCAUCUUAAGCAAAGAACAACUAUAUGAGAUGUUCCAGCAGAUUCUAGGCGUAAAGAAAUUGGAGCAUCAAUUAAUCUAUAAUGCCUGUCAACUGGACAAUGCAGAUGAGCAAGCUGCCCAGAUCAGACGAGAACUUGAUGGGCGCCUUCAAAUGGCUGAUCAAAUGGCAAAAGAAAGAAAAUGUCCAGAGUUUAUAGCAAAAGAAAUGGAGCACAUGUAUAUAGAAGAACUACGAUCUUCAGUGAAUUUGCUGAUGGCAAAUUUGGAAAGUCUUCCAGUGUCUAAAGGUGGCCCAGAAUUUAAAUUACAAAAAUUAAAACGAUCACAGAAUUCUGCUUUCUUGGACAUAGGAGAUGAAAAUGAGGUUCAGCUGUCAAAAUCAGAUGUGGUGCUGUCAUUCACAUUAGAGAUUGUUAUAGUAGAAGUUCAAGGCUUGAAGUCUCUAGCUCCGAGCCGUAUUGUUUACUGUACAAUGGAAGUAGAAGGAGGAGAGAAACUUCAAACAGACCAAGCUGAAGCUUCAAGACCACAAUGGGGAACUCAAGGGGAUUUUACCACAACCCAUCCUCGGCCUGUCGUCAAAGUGAAACUUUUUACAGAAAGCACAGGUGUCCUGGCACUUGAAGAUAAAGAGCUAGGAAGGGUUGUGUUGUACCCAACUUCCAAUAGCUCAAAGUCAACAGAGCUGCAUAAAAUGAUAGUCCCUAAAAACAGCCAAGAUUCUGAUCUGAGGAUAAAACUAGCAGUGAGAAUGGAUAAGCCACCACACAUGAAGCAUUGUGGGUAUUUGUAUGCCCUUGGACAAAAAGUUUGGAAACGAUGGAAAAAGCGCUACUUUGUUCUUGUGCAGGUUAGCCAAUAUACAUUUGCUAUGUGCAGCUACAGAGAGAAAAAAUCAGAGCCUCAGGAGUUAAUGCAACUUGAAGGAUACACUGUGGAUUAUACAGCACCCCAUCCAGGCCUUCAAGGUGGUCAGAUGUUCUUCAAUGCUGUCAAAGAAGGCGACAUAGUGAUAUUUGCCAGUGAUGAUGAACAAGAUCGGAUCCUUUGGGUCCAAGCAAUGUACAGAGCUACUGGUCAAUCUUACAAGCCAGUUCCUGUAGGUCAAGCACAGAAGAUGAAUCCAAAAGGAAGCAAUACUCACACAGAUUUAUCACAGAAUGCAGAUCAUGCACAGAAGCAUGACAUGGAUGAGUUUAUUUCUGCUAAUCCUUGCACAUUUGACCAUGCUGCACUCUUUAGAGUACUACAGAGACAGACCUUGGAUCACCGACUGAAUGAUUCCUAUUCUUGUUUGGGCUGGUUUAGCCCCGGCCAAGUCUUCGUGUUAGAUGAAUAUUGUGCUCGUUAUGGAGUAAGAGGCUGUCACCGCCAUCUCUGCUAUCUGAAUGAAUUGAUGGAACACUCAGAAAAUGGUGCUGUCAUUGACCCAACCUUGCUCCAUUACAGCUUUGCCUUUUGUGCUUCUCAUGUUCAUGGGAACAGGCCUGAUGGAAUUGGGACUGUAACUGUUGAAGAGAAAGAAAGAUUUGAAGAUAUUAAGAAGAGGCUUUCUUCCCUUCUAGAAAACCAAAUAAGCCACUUUAGAUACUGCUUUCCUUUUGGGCGUCCUGAAGGAGCUUUGAAAGCCACACUUUCCUUGCUUGAGAGGGUCUUAAUGAAAGAUAUUGCUACUCCCAUACCAGCAGAAGAAGUGAAGAAAGUGGUCAGAAAAUGUCUAGAGAAAGCAGCCUUGAUCAAUUACACUCGACUUACAGAUUAUGCCAAAAUAGAAGAGACGCUGAACUUGGCAUCUCCUUCUGUAAAGCUGGAAGAGGUUAUUCAUUUAGCAGAGCUCUGCAUUGAAGUCCUGCAGCAGAAUGAAGAACAUCAUUCAGAGGCCUUUGCGUGGUGGCCAGAUCUGUUGGCUGAACAUGGGGAGAAGUUUUGGUCACUUUUUACUGUUGACAUGGAUUCUGCGCUGGAGACACAGCCACAGGAUAGCUGGGAUAGCUUUCCUCUUUUCCAGUUACUCAAUAACUUCCUGAGAAAUGACUCACUUUUGUGCAAUGGAAAGUUUCACAAGCAUUUGCAAGAGAUUUUUGUUCCCUUGGUCAUCCGCUACAUUGAUCUCAUGGAAUCAUCCAUUGCCCAGUCCCUUCACAGAGGUCUUGAACAGGAAUCAUGGCAGCCUGUCAAGACCAUCACCAACAGUCUUCCCAAUGUAGCUCUUCCAAAAGUUCCAAGUUUGCCUCUUAAUCUUCCACAGAUACCUAGUUUUUCUACACCAACAUGGAUGGCUUCUUUAUAUGACUCCACUAAUGGGUCAGCAACAUCAGAAGACCUCUUCUGGAAACUGGAUGCCCUACAGAUGUUCAUCUUAGAUCUCCAUUGGCCAGAACCAGAGUUUGCCCAUCACUUAGAACAGAGACUUAAACUUAUGGCCAGUGAUAUGAUAGAAGCUUGCAUCAAAAGAACAAGAGCUGCUUUUGAACUCAAAGUGCAGAAGACAAAUAAAUCAACAGAUUUGCGUAUUCCUUCUUCUGUAUGCACAAUGUUCAAUGUACUAGUUGAUGCCAAGAAGCAAACUGCUAAACUUUGUAUUCUGAAUGGUGGGCAGGAGUUUGCAAAUCAAUGGCAACAAUAUCAUUCGAAAAUUGAUGACUUGAUUGAAGAAACUGUGAAAGAAGUAAUUUCACUUCUUGUUUCAAAGUUUGUUGCAGUGCUAGAAGGUGUGCUCUCUAAAUUAUCAAGGUAUGAUGAAGGCACUUUCUUCUCAUCAAUUCUUUCAUUCACUGUAAAAGCAGCUGCAAAAUAUGUUGAUGUUCCUACUGCAGACCACAACUGUAAACCAGGGAUGGAUCUUGCAGAUACUUACAUUAUGUUUGUUCGUCAAAAUCAAGAUAUACUUCGAGAUAAAGUCAAUGAAGAAAUGUACAUAGAAAAAAUAUUUGAUCAGUGGUACAGCAGCUCCAUGAAAGUCAUAUGUGUGUGGCUGGCUGACAGAUUAGAUCUCCAACUUCAUAUCUACCAGCUGAAGACUCUCAUCAAAAUAGUAAAGAAAACCUAUCGAGACUUUCGGUUACAGGGUGUGCUGGAAGGAACCCUAAACAGUAAAACCUACAACACAGUUCAUAGCCGUCUCACAGUAGAAGAAACCACCGUUUCUGUGUCUAAUGGUGGUGGACUGCAAGGCAUCACCAUGAAAGACAGCGAUGAAGAAGAAGGCUGAUGUUUUAUGUCUCUCCCAAGUGUCUGUUUCAUAACUUGUCCUCAUGUCUGAAUGUAUGUUUUGCCUUAAUGCCCUGGUAUUACAAUGUGAGCUCCUCCCAUUUGAAGGGAAGAGAAAAAUUGACUUCUGAAAAAUGACAUAAGAAGGGCCAAUGGUGAGGAGCAGUGUUCAUGCCAAGGAGAUUCUGACAUCAGUAGAUUUUGCAUCUUUUACCACGUGGCUUUGCUUUGUACUGUGAUAAUAUGCCAAUAAGGAGCCAGAGGCUCGUGAUUCAUUGCCUUUUGUUUGUAUUGUUGCAGUCUCUUGCCAUGCCUUCAGUACAGCAUGCCCCUGUGCAGAAUGCAAACUGCAGACACCACCCAACCCUUUUGGCAGCCGUUCUUAGAAAUUCUCCCAUUUUGUUGUUCACAGCCAAUACUGUGGCACUUCACAAAGAGUGAAACCCUACCUGUAUUUUCUAUGGUUUGAUGCUGCUGCGGUUUUGCUUUCUGAGGAAGUUGUAUUUUUGCUCUUUCAUUAUCAGGUGAAACAUUAAAAAAUCUUACUCUUGUAUCUUAGUGUUUUGAUUUGGCUACGUAUAAGGGCAGGAGAAUGUCAAGGAUUCCUGGGAAAGUACACAGAAAAUGAAAUUUGAAGUGUUGCUUCUUCAAAUCUUUGCCUCUUUUUCACAGUGGAAAAAAAUAUUGUCAUCUUGUGGGGUGUCAGGAAGCUUGUCCUGGGUUCUUCUGUGUCUCUGUGGAAACAUGCAAGCAAUAAGAACCUUCUUGUCAUCCAUGUCGCCUCUGUAUCUAGCCCAUAUUUGUAUAAAACUCUGAAAUUAAAAGAUGAUGAUCGUAUGUAAAACAAUUUGACCUCCUGUGUUAGCAAGGGGAUGUAUCAAAAUUUUAUACAUACGUGUGAUUAUCUGCUUUACAUAAAGACCAGUCUAUAACACAUAUUCAUUUAUAAGAAUACAAAAAUAAAUGUCUCCAAACAGAA